This is a messenger RNA of Phasianus colchicus (ring-necked pheasant), 423 nucleotides long. Lineage: Eukaryota; Metazoa; Chordata; Aves; Galliformes; Phasianidae. The record is from RefSeq and is a predicted model, not a curated record.
UGCCCCCCAUAAUUUAUUGCCCCCCCCCCAAAAGCCACCAACCAGUGGUUCAUCCCGGCGGUGCGGGGCGACAUCCCACCGGGCUGCGCCGCCUACGGCUUCGUGUGCGACGGCACCCGGCUGCUGGUGUUCGGGGGCAUGGUGGAGUAUGGCAAGUACAGCAGCGACCUCUACGAGCUGCAGGCCAGCCGCUGGGAGUGGAAACGGCUGAAGGCGAAGACCCCCAAGAACGGCCCCCCCCCCUGCCCCCGGCUGGGCCACAGCUUCUCGUUGGUGGGCAACAAGUGCUACUUGUUUGGGGGGCUGGCCAACGACAGCGAGGACCCCAAAAACAACAUCCCACGGUAUGGGGGGGGUGGCGUUGUGGGGGGGCAGGAUGUGGGGCAGGGGGGUCGGGAUGUGGGGUAGAGGAGUCGGGAUGUG